This is a messenger RNA of Dendronephthya gigantea, 2402 nucleotides long. Its product is annotated as monocarboxylate transporter 10-like. Gene Ontology annotation, molecular function: monocarboxylic acid transmembrane transporter activity. The transcript has 4 exons. Gene Ontology annotation, biological process: transmembrane transport. Bases 85 to 1956 code for a protein of 623 amino acids. The record is from RefSeq and is a predicted model, not a curated record. NCBI's taxonomy places the organism in Eukaryota, Metazoa, Cnidaria, Anthozoa, Malacalcyonacea, Nephtheidae.
UCUGGGCACAGCGGAGACGACAAUUCAUCUGUGAGUGUAAGGCCAAGGGCACGUUCGUUUCUCGACAACUAGAUCUGGCCAAUAAUGGGUAUAAGAGAAUUUCUAAAAAGACGGCGUGAAAAUAAGAAAGAGUUGGAGCCUGUCCUUCCUCCAGAUGGUGGCUGGGGCUGGGUGGUUUGCGCUGCUGCAUUUUUCAUCCAAUUCAUUGUUCUGGGCACUAUGAAUAAUUUUGGAAUCUUAUAUGUUGAACUGUUCGAUGAUUUUGGACAGAAAGCGUUCCUAACAUCUCUGAUUGGUUCAAUCAACUAUGGCGUAAUGUUCAUGAAUGGUCCGAUAGCAGCAGCCAUGGCAGCCAAAUAUGGAUGUCGUGCAAUGUCGAUGCUUGGAAGCAUCAUAUUUUCCAUGGGCUUCCUUUUAUCCUCUUACGCUCAAAAUAUCAUCACGUUAUAUUUUACCUAUGGAAUUAUGGUCGGAUUCGGUGCUAGUUUGUGUUAUUUUUCAUCCUUGGUUGCUGUUGGUCAAUAUUUUUAUACGAAAUUGUCUUUAGCAAAUGGGAUUAUAUCAUCUGGCAGCGGGAUUGGAACCCUUGUCAUGGGACCAGUCAUGAACAACUUAUUAAAACUGUUAGGAUGGAGAGAUACGUUACGGGUCUAUUCUGGACUAUCUGCCAUUAUCUUCCUAAGUGCAUUAUUGUAUCGUCCCAUCAAUUCCAGCGCUGUCCAAAAUGAGAAGAAUGAGAAGAAAGAGCCGGAGAAAGCAAAAUUUAUUGAUUUUACAAUCUUCAGAAAUAAAGCUUAUAUAUUCUGGUGUACUGCUCUGGCUAUUUUCAUUUUAGGAUAUUUCGUACCGUUUGUUCAUUUGGUAAAAUAUGCCCAAAACAACGGUGUAUCGCAAGAUGACUCGGCAUUCUUAAUUGGUAUUAUGUCCUUGGGAUCAACAUUUGGUAGAUUAUUCUUUGGUCCACUUUCUGAUCAUCCUAAAGUUAAUAGACUUUAUGUGUAUCAACUUUCAAUUCUCUGCAUGGGGAUUUGCAACACACUGCUGCCAUUGAUGAAGACACAUGCUACUAUCGUGUGUUACUGCGUGGUCUGGGGCAUAUUCGAAGGUUGUUAUGUCGCAUUGUGUGCCGUUUUAACCGCAGAUAUUGUUGGACGGGAUAAGUUAUCAUCUGGGGUGGGUGUGUUGUUUGGCAUCAAGUCUAUUCCGUUAACAGGAGGGCCAGCGUUAGCAGGUGCUAUUUACGACAUAUCCAAAUCCUAUGACGUGGCAUUCUACAUUGCUGGGGCGGUCUGUACACUCUGUUGUUGCAUCAUGUUUCUUAUCCCACUCGCUAUGCCUGAAUCUGCAGAGGAAGUCGUCGCUUGUGAAAAGUUCGACGACAUUGAGAAGAAAGCAUCAAUGGAAAAGAGCACUGUUGCAAAUGGAAAAUUAGAAAAUGGAAGAAGAAGCGAUGAUUCAGCUUAUGUUAGUGGCCAACCAUCAGCCAUCGUUCUCCGUCCCAGGCCUCAAAGUUCUUAUCUGUCCCCAUAUCGAGGUGACGAAUUAGUUGCGAGUCCGUCAACGUUGUCAAUUCGUCGUUCCAUGAGUCGAUCAACGGCAUCCCUUGCCCAUAGAUAUCUUGAACCAAUUGCAAAGAAGGCCAAAAGUUCAGAAUUUGGUAGCAUGAUGUCAAUACCUAUAAUCCCGAACUCAGGAGCUUAUCGAUCAUUACAACAGAUUCCUGUUCUCACAGCAAGCGUGGAUCUACAUCAAACUAACAGCCAACACACAAGCUCUCAUAACGUGAACAAUGCACAACAAGAACGAAGAGUGCCUGCAGAUAUUCCAACUAUUGUCAUUGACGAUAAUUUACCUGAUGAUAAUUUACCUGGCGAUAGUCUUCACAACUCGACUGAAGAUAUCAAUGAAAGCGUCAAUCUCAUAUCACAAAUACCAGGCAGACAAACCGAUCUUUAGUUAUUCAAUCAAACACUCCACAGCAGAUGUUGCGAGAGCCAUAAAUUAAAUGGACCACGAACCGAUUAGAAAAUGUCUCUUAUUCGUGUUAUUUGAAUAAAUAAACACGGUUUAUAAAUGGGGAACACAAAGCAUAAAUUAGUAUUUAAAAUAGCAUUAAAAAUUUUAACGCUAUCAACCAAACUUGCCAAAAGCAGGACUGGAGGAUAAUGUACCAGUGUAUCUGCUAUGUUUGGAGAAUGAAGGCAAACUUAGCUCUGUGUUAAGGAAAUGUUUUUAGGAGAACUCGUGUUUUUCCCUUUUCUAAUGGGUCGGAAAUUUCUAAAAUAGUUUUUGAAAUUUUGUUGUUUGUAACUUUCCAUUCAUUCUACUGGACCAUGUAAAAUAAUACUUGGUAAUUAGUAGUUGAUAGUAAAUACAUAGGCUUCAUUUAUUUCCAACUUGAC